Messenger RNA from Funneliformis geosporum, 1002 nucleotides. NCBI's taxonomy places the organism in Eukaryota, Fungi, Glomeromycota, Glomeromycetes, Glomerales, Glomeraceae. The record is from the annotation of a GenBank genome assembly.
AUGUCUAAAUUAGAUUCAAUUGAUUCAAUUUUAGUUGAUAAAUUACCAAAACCCGAAGAAAUUUUUCAAUUAAAAAAUGAUUAUAUCGAAGGAGAACCAUUAAAAUUUGUUUGGAUGGUUGAAGAGCAUUUAACCGAAACAUUAUGGUGGCCUUCCAAGAAUAAUGAAGAAAAUUUGAUAUUAUUUGUUGUUCCCGGAAAUCCUGGCGUAAUUGAUUAUUAUUUUGAAUUUUUGAAUACAAUUCAUCAUGAACUUGGAAAGAAAAUCGACAUCGUUGGAGUUUCAAUGCUUGGACAUUCUCACGGACCUCAUAAUCCAUCCUUAAAAAAUCUAUAUUCGCUUCAAGAUCAGAUUGAUCAUAAAAUUCAAUGUGUUGAUAAAUUAAGAUCACAAUUCACUUCACAAGAAGAUGGGAAACAACCUAAAUUCAUUAUUUGUGGACAUUCAAUCGGUGCAUAUGUUGGUUCUCAGGUAUUGAAAGCGAGGCCAAAUCAUGGAAUUGAAAAUAUUUAUGCUUUGUUUCCUACUUUGCAAAAUAUGGUAAAAACUCCUAAUGGCAUGAUGAUGAAUUUCUUAUUUAAUGAACGCGCACGUAGUUUAGCCGCAUCAACCGUUGUAAAUUUACGUUAUUUUGUUCCACAAACUUUAUUUAAAUUCUUUGUCUCCCAAUUGACCCGUCAAAAAGAAUCCAUGAUAGACAUUACAUUGUCUGCUCUUCUUCAUGGACAUGUCGUGGAAAACGCAUUAUAUAUGGCAGAUAUUGAAAUGAAAACUGUAUGUGAAUUAGAUGAAGAAUUCUAUAGAGAGCAUAUAGAUAAAUUUAUAUUUUAUUUUAGUGAAGGUGAUAAAUGGGCACCACUUGAGCAUUAUGAAGAUAUGAAAAACAGGUUUCCUGAGGGAAGAGUGUUAUUAUGUGAAAAGAAUACACCACAUGCUUUCGUAUUGGAUCAUGGUGAAGUUAUGGGGAAAAAAGUUGCUGGAUGGAUGUUGAUGCUUCCCUAA